CUGUUUGGGUUGCUUGAUGCAUCCCGAGUCACAGUCGACGUUGUCCCCUGUCCACAGUGCCGCCAUCGAUGCCGCUUCGUCGGGGCAGACCUUAGAUCAGUUGAUGUUCUCAACUGGGACAACCAAUGCCUCUCCACGCAUGAGCGACUCAAUGCGUAUACAUAUGCCUUCACCGCAUCCGUGACCCCGUUUUCUGCGUUCUUUAUCACGAAUCGUCGCAGUUACGAAGAUUCUGUGAUCGAGUUGCCUUUCUGCUCGGACGAGACCUUCGUACAAACAUGGUUCAUGUUCGUGCAAUUGCAGGUGAUCUCGAGCGAAAUGUGCUGUCCGACGUGUGGACUAUCCCCGAAGAUUGUCAUCUCAGAC
Messenger RNA from Fomitopsis serialis, 366 nucleotides. RefSeq lists its product as uncharacterized. The annotation marks the transcript as partial. Lineage: Eukaryota; Fungi; Basidiomycota; Agaricomycetes; Polyporales; Fomitopsidaceae. The record is from RefSeq and is a predicted model, not a curated record. The transcript has a single exon.